Siniperca chuatsi (mandarin fish) is the source of this 1811-nucleotide messenger RNA. It is a transcript of the gene ccdc90b, whose product is annotated as coiled-coil domain containing 90B. The transcript is spliced from 9 exons. The coding region runs from base 153 to 854 and encodes 233 amino acids. The record is from RefSeq and is a predicted model, not a curated record. Gene Ontology annotation, cellular component: mitochondrion. NCBI's taxonomy places the organism in Eukaryota, Metazoa, Chordata, Actinopteri, Centrarchiformes, Sinipercidae.
UUUUCCCUGAACUUCCUCGUGCUGUCAGACUGCUUCCGGUCCGUCAGCUGUGCGUGUGUGUGUGUGUGUGUGUGCAGUUUGUUCGGGUCAGCUGGAGUCAGUAGUUUUACUGUUUAAGGAAACUUUAUUGAAACUCAUAAACAGCUUCCGGGAUGCACGCGCUGCUGCGGCGGGUCGGAACGUGGAGAGGUUUCCAUGUGACGGUCCCCGUGGCGACCUUCGACCUGAGGAAAGUUGAAUUAACGCCUCUGGAGCAGCGAAAGCUCACCUUCGACUCCCACGCCAUGGUGACGGAGCUGCAGAGCAGCGGUCUGGAGAAGCGGCAGGCGGAGCUCGUCGUUUCAGCUCUGGUCACCCUGACGACGGCCAACAUGGACAUCGUGUACAGAGACAUGGUGACCAGAUCCCACCAGGAAAUCGCCGUGCAGCAGAUCAUGGCUCACCUGGACUCCAUCAGGAAGGACAUGGUGAUCCUGGAGAAGAGCGAGUUCGCCAACCUUCGAUCUGAGAACUCGAAAAUGAAGCGAGAGCUGGAGCAGCUACACAGCAGACUGAAGGAGGAGAGUCAGAAAGUCCGAGCAGAAACCAAACUGGACAUCAACCUGGAGAGCAGCAGGGUCUCCGACAUGUUUACUGAACAGGAGAAGAAGCUGAUGGAGGCCAGCACAGAGUUCCAUCACAAGAAAGCCGACCUCGAACACGACAACAUGGAGAUCAACAAGAAGAUGGACCUGCAGGUGGCCUCGCUCAAGACGGUCCUGGAGUCUCUCAAACUGGAGACGAUCCGCUACCUGGCAGCGACGGUGUUCUCCUGCCUGGCCAUCGCUCUGGGAGUCUACCGGCUGUGGAGGUGAAGAUCCGCAAACUGCUGAACUCGUCUUUAUACGCGACGCAAAGUACUUCAGUUUAGCUGCGGAGGACACGGAGUGACCGGGACAUCGCUGCUGCUGCUGCUGCUGCAUGUUUAAAGCAACUUCAACCAACUUCAGUUCAUCUCCACUGAGUUUUACUUCAGUCUUGCAUUUAAAAUCGUACUUAAGUAGAAGUACGUAAGUAUUAUCAGCUAAAUGUACUCAUGUGCUCAGUAAACACUAGAGGGCUACCACACUUACUCAAGUACUGUACGUAAGUACAGAGUUUAGGUAUUUGUACUUUUUCUUUCCAUUUAAUGCUACUUUAUACUUUUAUAUACAUUUCAGAGAGAAAUAUUCAGUGGUGGAAGAAGUACUCAGAUAAUUUCUUUAAGUGAAAAUACACCAUUGUAAAAAAAAAAAUACUCCAUUACAAGUAAACUUCAGCGUCAUGUAGUUAAAGUAUCAGCUAAUAAUACUUCUGUACUUUUACUUAAGUAGGAUUUUUACUUGUAAACGAGUACUUUUACAUUGUGGUAUUGCUACUUUUACUUAAGUAAAGGAUCUGAGUGCUUCUCUGAAAUGUAGUGGAGUAGAAACGUAACGGAAAUACUCAAAAGUACGAGUACCUGAACCGACCCUUUAAAAGAACAAACGCUUUUAUAUUUGAUGCUUUUAUGUAACUCGCGCUGCUUUGGAAACUGAUUUUAGUCAGAACAAGAAAAUGUUUUUUAAUGAUGUUCACUUGUUUUCUUUGAUAGUUUCAUUAUUGAUCAGCAGUUUGAAACGUAAAAGCUUCAGAGUGAAGCAACGUCUGGAGCUUCCUGACGUCAGUUGACUGAAACUACGAGAUCAUUUAUCCGAAACAUGUCGAAUAUAAAGCAGCCGAACGUGUUUGUUUCGCUGCUGGACUGCAGACGAUGUCUGCGACCGUCACAAAUAAAGAUUUUAAAAACUGCA